Drosophila pseudoobscura is the source of this 2884-nucleotide messenger RNA. RefSeq lists its product as uncharacterized. Lineage: Eukaryota; Metazoa; Arthropoda; Insecta; Diptera; Drosophilidae. The transcript is spliced from 4 exons. The record is from RefSeq and is a predicted model, not a curated record. The coding region runs from base 469 to 2616 and encodes 715 amino acids.
GACGGUAUGUUUUAGUAUAUUUCCGAAUGUCAGCCGGUAUAUUUUGUCAAUGGGCCGCGGUCACAAUCGUCAAGAAGCUCGAGCGCGCGCGUUGUUCGUUAUUUUUUUUUGUUGUGCGCGCGUGGUUUAAAGAACUCGCAAAAAACUGUAAUUGCUUGAUUGUGAUUGAAAUUGAUUUCCAUUAAGUGCGAAUUGGAAAAAUUGUUAAAGUGUCAAAAACGGAUAGAGUGUGUUGUUGUGCACGUGUGUUUUGAGUGUGUGUGUGCUGGAAGUGCGUGAAAAAAUGCACUAAGCCGAGCAAAAAGCAGCGAACGGGAAAGAGAAAAACAUCAACAAUACAAUGCCAAUUUGAAACGGACCCAAAGACAGGAAGAGAAGGAAAGGAAACUAGAUAAAUAAGUACGGCAACUUGGAAAUUCCUUUGAGAAGCACACGCAGAAAAAAACCAACCAAAAAACAGUUAGAGCUAUGCAGCAGGCAGCGCAGUCGCAGUUGGCAUCGCCGCCAGACUUUGAUUUCCAGAUGCCGUGCCGCUAUUUCAAAAGUUCUUUUGCGCGUUCGCUUUCGCUGAAUGGCGCCGGCAGUGGCAGCGGCAGCGCAGCCUUGGCAUUGCCCAAGAACAAGAAACCGCAGACAAACGAGGUCACGCAGCAGCAGAGGCAAAAGCAAAAGCAAUGGCAGAAUAAGGAAGAGCCGAUAGAAGCAGAAGUGGAGACCGAGGAAGAGCAAGAGCGCGAGAAAGAGGGAGAACAGGAAUCAUCCUGUUGUUCUACGCCGCCUCCGGCUCUGCCAGCGCGACGUCACACGUCUGGCCACAACAACAACUUGAUGCAUUUUAGCAGUGCUGCCGCUAAUCAGCUGCUGCUCUCUCCGCAGCCAGCUCCCAUGCAAAUGCAGAUGCAGACGCAAACGCAGACGCAGAGGAAUCUCAAUUCUGUCUGGCCAAUGCAGCAGCCGCAGGCGUCGCAGUCACCGUCGUCGCAUCAGGAUUCCAACAGCAACAGCCACAUCAUGACGAUGAGAGCUGCCGCACCCAGCUGCCACCAGAGCCAGAGCCAGAGCCAGAGCUACCACAACCAAUAUGACUUGCAACAGCCACUGCCACAGGCACAGGCACAACCACAGCCACAGCAGCCACUGCCGCAGCAUCCACUAAAUGUCGAGGCUGUCAUAUUGCAGAAUCAGGUGGAUACAUUGCAUUGGCAAUUGAAACAGACCGAAACCAACUGCGAGAUGUAUCGCGCCGUCAUGGAGGAGGUGGCACGCUUCUUCGAGCGCUACCAGCAGCAGCUGCAUCUGCAGCAGACCCACCGCCACGGAGAGCAGAUCGCACGCUCCAAGAGCCUGCACCAUGUCCACGGAGUGGGCGUGGGCGUGGGCGGUGGCUCCUCGCUGCAGGGCGACCAGCGCGGCGAUACCCUGCUCCUGCACGAUGAGGACCAUGGAGCGUCUGCCUCGUAUCUGCGGGCCCGGAGCAGCACCAAUCUGAUGCUCAACAAGUCGAUGCAUGCGAUGAACGAGGAGCACAACUACGAGCCGAUCGCCCCAGCCGGCAGCUACAAUGCCUUCAAGGAUUUCACAUGGCGACGCUCCCCGAAGAAAAGUGGCGGCUGCAAGGCCCGCCUGUCCGGCCCAGAGGCCGCCGAGGAGAAGCUCAACCAGGAGGCCUUCCGCCUGGCGCGCACCAUCAGGAAUCUGCUGCACACGUCCGAGCAGCAGCCGGAUCUCACGCAGCCGCGUCACUCGCUGGCCUCCGUCUACUCGCUGCCCGGCAACGCCAACGGAAACGGACACGGAAACGGAAACCACAUGCCGCAUCUUCAUCGGCUGUGCAAGGCGAAGACCAGCUCCGUGAUGACGCUCCUCCAGACGCCGCCGCGACACAACUCGACGAGCAUCAUGAAUGCCAGCCUCUCGAUGGAGGUGCCCUCGCCCUGCCCCUCGGCCUCGACAGGCGGGGGCUCUGGUAAAUCCCAUGCGGAGAUGCUCUUCCUGCGGGCCAACACCAUGCGGGACUCGCGCCUCUCGCUGCGCAGCUCCACCGACAGCUCUGUGCAUUCCACCAUCUCCUCGACGGCCUCCUCCGCCUCCUCGAAGAUCGAAACGGACGAGGACACCAACAACAACAACAGCAAGACGAACAACAGCAACAACAACAACAAUUUGACCACCAACACCACCGUCGGGAACAGCGGCAGCAACAGCAGCAGCACAGCCGCAGCCACAGUCGCAGCCAUGAGCCACAGCAAGAAGCAACAACAGCAGCCCAUCAAUGGAGGGGGAGGGGGAGGCGGAGGCGGAUCGAGCAGCACAGAGGAUGAGAGUGGAUUCAGUUCCAUCAGCUCCUUCCACGACGUGGGCCUGCCCCUGAGCUCCACCCUGAUUGCAGGAGGAGGGGGAAUCAAUCACCAGAGGCGUCCUUCUGUCACCGCCACAGACAGCCGCAACUCGACGCUCAAGUCGGGGGCCCUGAAUGUGCUGGGGGUGCCCGUGCCCCACCAGACUCCGCAGCAGAGCAAUCCGCAGCCCUCGAAGACGACGUACAGGAAUGCAGGCCGCUAUCAGCGCUUCUCCACUCUGUCCAACGAGGAUGCAGCCGCUGUGCUGUGGGUCUGAAAUGCCCUCCAUAUCAUUACUAUUGUAGAUCCUAAAUUCUGUAGUUUGUAGUGUUUUUUUUUUUUUGUAUUUUUUGUAUUUUGUAUUCGCCAGACGAUGAAUCUGCAAUGACCACACCCACACCAUAUACUUGGAGGAGAGGAGAGGAGAGAAGAUGAGAGAAAAAGGAAGGAACAAUCGCAUUUUUAUGUUAACAUUUCGUGUAAAUUUCAUUUGAAUUAAGUUUGACACUAUUUAUAAAAUAAAAUGUAUAAUUUAUAUAACUUUA